GGGUGCUUUUCGGUACUUUUUGCUGCGCAUGGGCGCAGAACGUCUCCUUGAGCUCAGGGUGCAUCGCUAGCUCACCAUGGGAAAGAACCAACACAGCAAGGACAUGCUGCACCUGCGGCCCACGGAGUGGGCGCAGGAUGGUCGAGGCUUUAAGGCGGCCAAGUGGACACCCUUCUCCAAGCUGCCGCUGAAUUGUUGCUUUCUCUCCCUGCAGCCCUUCGACCGGCCGGUGGGCACUCGGGAUGGUUCCGUCUUCGAGAUCGCCCACAUCUUGAAGUACAUCAAGAAGUACGGGCAGCACCCGGUGCACGGGGGCAAGCUGGAGGUGAAGGACUUGGUGCCUUUGCACUUCCACAGAAAUGCCCAGGGAGAUUUGCACUGUCCAGUGACCUUCAAGGUCCUGGGCAACAACACAGCGGUUUGCGCCAACCUGUCGUCCGGCCACGUGUACUGCAUGGAGGCGGUGCUAGAGCUCAACAAGAAGAACAAGAAUUGGCUAUACUUUCACGCCUCCGGCUCAGGCCGUCGACAUUACAGGAAGGACUUGAUGACAAGCCAGCCCUUCAAAUGGACAGACAUCGUUCUGCUUCAAGACCCGGACCAGCUAGAUGGCCGGGAGGUGUCGAAGUUCCACUUCAUGGUGAUGGGGCAGCAGGACGAAGUGGUCAGGGAGAUCACGAAUCCGGAAAGCAAGGUGAAUGACAACAAGGAGGACAAGCUCCGGCCCAAUGCAGCGGUGGAGCGGAUCUUCGCGGAGAAGGAGCGCCUGGCGGAGAAGAAGGUGCAGGAGGCGGCUGAGAAGGCGGCAGCAGAUCCGGAGGCGGCGGCAGCGGAGGAGGCCAAGGCCAAGGCUGCAGCGGAGGCCAAGCAGAAACUCCAAGAGGCCCAAGAGCGCAGGAAGUUCAACGAACGCUACACCUCCAACGAGGUGGGGGCGUCCUUCACCUCUACUGCCGUGCCGGUGAAGUCCAACAACCAGUUGCGGAAGCUCACGGAGGAGGAGGAGCUGCAGGACAUAUACGACCAGGUCCGCAAGAAGAAGCAGAAGGGCUACGUGCGGAUGGUGACCACCGUGGGUUGCCUCAACCUGGAGAUCCACUGCAACAUCGCUCCCCGAACCAGCGACAACUUUCUUCGCCUUUGUGAGAAGAGCUACUACAACAACACGAUCUUCCAUCGGCUUAUCCACAACUUCAUGCUGCAGGGCGGGGAUCCCACCGGCACGGGCCGCGGCGGCGAGAGCGCCUUUGAAGGCGGCAAGCAGUUCAAGGACGAAUUCGACUCGCGGUUAGUGCACCAGGGCCCCGGGGUGGUCAGCAUGGCCAACAACGGGAAGAACACCAACAGGAGUCAGUUCUUCGUGUCGCUCAAGUCUUGCGAGCACCUCAACAACAAGCACUCUGUGUUUGGGAAGGUGGUCGGCGGGCUGAACCUCCUGGAGGUGCUCAACAAAUGGGAGGUGGACGCCAAGGACAAGCCGGUGAAGGAGAUCAAGCUCCUGCGCACCGAGGUCUUCAAGAACCCCUUCCAGGAGGUCAUCGAUGAAAUGAACACGCCCAAGGUGGAAAAGGUGGUGGAUCCUGCGGCCACCUGGUUCAGCAACCGGAGAGACCCCAUGCAGGACCACAAGAAUCGGAACUCCAGCCAGGUUGGAAAGUACCUGGAUGAUCUCCCGGCCCUGCCGGGAGAGAAGCGCAAGAGCGAGGACAUGCCGAACGAGGAGGUGGAAUACGCCAAUGUCACCCAGAAGUCCAAGCGAAUCCGGACAGACUUUGACUUCUCAUCGUGGUGAGCGCCACGGAGUUUCACCGGUUCGUGCGGGAAGAGGGCGCGGGCGCUGUGUGGUUUCUUGGGUACCCUUUCGGGGUUGCUGGGCUGGAAAGCCAAGACUAAGAGAAACUGAAGCCCAUUGCAGUCAUGCGGAGACAAAUCCACAUGUCCGCAG
Messenger RNA from Effrenium voratum, 1945 nucleotides. NCBI's taxonomy places the organism in Eukaryota, Dinophyceae, Suessiales, Symbiodiniaceae. The record is from the annotation of a GenBank genome assembly.